CCCUGAUUGGCAAAAGCUUCUUAUCCUAACAAAUACAAACAACGCCUUCAAAAUUGUAAGUAAGGAUCUUACCAGGUGCUCCUAGAUGGCGACAUCACUCGGGAAACGCAAGAAAAGAGAAGAACCCGAGCAUACCUCAUCACACGGGUCCACAUUAUUCGUAUCCAACCUCCCCUAUGAUGUAACAUCCACCGACCUACAAACAACAUUCUCUGACCUCGCACCCGUGCGCUACGCCUUUGUUGUAUCGAAGAACGGAUCCGGGGAAUCCAAAGGUUUUGGUUAUGUGUCUUUUUCCAUCAAAGAGGAUGCGCAGACUGCGUUCGAUACCUGGGCGGAUAAAAAGAUCGACAAGGAUGACUUUGGCAAGGAAAAGGAGCGCGUUGGCAAGGAGAAGAAGCGGGAGGAAAAACGAGAGGGAAAGCGAGAGGGAAAGCGAGAGGGAAAUCGAGAAGAAAAGCGAGAAGAAAAAUGGAAGGGAAAGCGGGAGGAAAAGCAGGAGGAAACGGCGAAGGUUGAGGAGGUCAAUGAGAGUGAUGCCAAGAUGGAUGACAUCGAAGAGGGCGAUUCCAAGAUGGUCGAUGUCGAAGAUAGUGAAGCUGAGUUGAGUAGUGCUGAGGACGCCGAGGAGCAAUUGGGACUUCAUGAAGACGAUCACGGCGACGAGGAUGAAGAUAACGACGAUGACGAGACAGACGACAUAAAUACCGAACGUGAUAACGAUCAUCAACGUCCCACGAAACCUCAGCUACCUCAAACAGACGCAGGAACUACACUCUUUAUUCGCAAUAUCCCUUUUGUUGCUACAGAAGACGAACUACGGUCGCUAUUCCGCACGUUCGGAGCUCUACGGUAUGCACGAAUCACCAUCGACCCAGAAACCGAACGUUCUCGGGGCACCGGUUUCGUCUGCUUCUGGAAGAAAGAAGUUGCCGACAAGGUGAUCGAACAAAGCGAGAUUUUGCGCGCUGAAACCAUGGGCACGCAGCAACAACCACCGAAAAACCCAUUUACCCUGCCAUCAAUUCUAACACCUGAUCCAUCUUCAGGUGUAGCCAGAAGCCUUGUUCUUCAUGGUCGCACUUUAGACGUUGUGAGAGCUGUCUCGCGGGAUCAAGCAGGCAAACUGAAGGAGGAAGGCGAGAAGAGACGAGAAAAGGCAGACAAGAGAAAUCUUUACUUGUUGCGCGAGGGAGUCAUCUUGCCCAAUACACCAGCGGCCAGCACCAUACCGCCUGUUGAACUGGAGAAGCGGACUAAUUCGUUCAAUGCUCGUCGCACGAUGCUGCGCACGAAUCCUUCCUUAUACGUAUCGAAGACUCGACUCAGCGUUCGCCAGAUUCCACUAUUCGUGUCCGAGCGAACUCUCAAACGCCUCGCCCUCCACGCUAUUCGUGCAUUCAAAGAUAGCGUUCGGAAGAAAGAACGCGACAAUUUGACACCAGAAGAGCUGACAGAAGAUACCAAAGAAUCCGAUGACACAGGCGACUCCACAACGAAACCGAAGGUCGGGAAACGAUCGCAGGAAAGCAAGUCCAAAGGCGUCAAGCAAGCCAAAAUCGUGCGUCAACAUGAUCGGGUAGAUCCUGUCACUGGAAAAGGUCGUAGCAAAGGUUACGGAUUCGUCGAGAUGCCGCGGCAUGCGGAUGCGCUACGCGUGCUUCGGUGGGCCAAUAAUAAUCCUGCCAUUGUGCCACUUCUGAGCACCUGGUGGAAAGAAGAGCUUGCCGACCUCAUCAAGCUUGAGAAGGGAAGGGAGAAUCCUGAUGAGGCUAGGCUGAAGCGGAUAAAAGACGAGCUGGAAGGCCAGGUGAAAACACCGAAGGCUACGCUUAUCGUAGAAUUCUCCAUAGAAAACGUGCAGGUCGUCCAGCGAAGAGCGAUCCAGCACCAAGAAAAACCGACAAUACAAUCGCAAAAAGUCAAGGUGAAGCAUCUCAAGAAUCCACCUUCGAAGAAACGACGCGUUGCAAAUGAUCAAACACCAGCAAAGCCAGUGAAGGAAGAACAGGCCAAGGCUGGUCAGCACAUCGGCACCGUUAUUGGUAGAAAGAGGAAGGAACGCAAAGCUGCCAAGAAGGGUGGAAAGUAG
This is a messenger RNA of Suillus paluster, 2092 nucleotides long. RefSeq lists its product as uncharacterized. Lineage: Eukaryota; Fungi; Basidiomycota; Agaricomycetes; Boletales; Suillaceae. Bases 86 to 2092 code for a protein of 668 amino acids. The transcript has 8 exons. The record is from RefSeq and is a predicted model, not a curated record. Gene Ontology annotation, molecular function: RNA binding.